CGAAAGAGGGCCUAUGUAAGAUGCCGUCAUUGAGCUUCUCCCUUUCCUAUUUAUCUAGCUAGCGAUUGAAAAUAGAUCCAUCGAUAUUUGAGAUAGCUAGUUGGAUCGAUCGAUCGAUCGGGAUAGAGAUAGAAAGAUCGGCAUUGCGAGCUGCGAAUCAAGAUUAUGGCGCUGGCAAUGCUCAUCCUCUACGCUCUUCUCCUCUCUCAAGCAGCGGCAAGAUCGCUGCUCUCCUCAUCCCCCUCUUCUCUAUCCAAUGCAGCUCCAUUGGAUCUUCCAGCGGCGCGAUACAAGCCCUUCCGCCCCUACUGGAAGGACAAGGAAGCGAUAAUCUCCAAGAUCCAAGGCGGCGGCGGCGGCAUAUUUGGGGCUUCCAAGGCGUUCGAGGGCUCCUCCGAGUACGUCAAGAUGCGCUACCAUAUGGGGCCAGUGCUCUCCCAGCAAAUGCACAUCUACAUCGUCUGGUAUGGCCGCUGGAAAUCCUCGGACAAAUCCAUCAUCCGCGACUUCCUGGCCUCGGUCUCAUCCCCGCAAUCCGCCGCGGUGCCGCAGCCAUCCGUCCAGCGCUGGUGGAGCACCGUCCGCCUCUACACGGAUCAAACGCUCCAGAACAUCACCAGCCAGCUGGUGGUGGCGGGCGAGCACAACGUCGACUACUCCCACGGCCACAGCCUCACGCGGCUCACCAUGCAGGAGGUCCUCAAGGGUGCGCUGGCCGAGAACAACGGUACGCUGCCCGUCAACCCGCGCCGCGGAAUAUACCUCAUCCUUACCGCCGGCGACGUCGUGGUCCAGGACUUCUGCCGCGCGGUAUGCGGCUUCCACUACUUCUCCUUCCCGUCCAUCGUCGGCUACACGCUUCCGUACGCGUGGGUGGGCCACUCCGAGAAGCAGUGCCCCGAGGUGUGCGCCUACCCGUUCGCGGUGCCGUCCUACAUGACGCACACCACGCCCAUGAGGCCGCCCAACGCCAGCCCCGCGGUGGACGGCAUGGUGAGCGUGGUCGCGCACGAGCUGGCGGAGAUCUCAUCCAACCCGUUGAUCAACGCGUGGUACGCCGGGGAGGAUCCGACGGCGCCCACCGAGAUCGCGGACCUGUGCGAGGGCAUGUACGGAACCGGUGCCGGCGGCGGCUACGCGGGUGCCGUGCUGACCGACGCCCGGAGCGGCGUGAAUUAUAACAUGCAUGGGGUGAAUGGGCGGAGGUUCCUGGUGCAGUGGAUCUGGGAUCCGGUUCUCAGCGCUUGCCACGGCCCAAACGCCUCGGAUUGAUGAUGAAUCCCGCGAGAAAGUUUUGGAUCACUGUUGGAUGGAUUGGAUCCAUUCGCUACUACUACUACACUUGCUCGUGAUAGCAAGGACUAUGGAUUUGGAGCAAGAGACGAGGCAGGGGGGCUCAAAACAAGAGCUUUUUGUUUUGAUUCCAUCCAUCCGCGCUUGUAUAUAUGUUACACCUUUCCUA
This is a messenger RNA of Selaginella moellendorffii, 1462 nucleotides long. RefSeq names its product protein EXORDIUM-like 3. The coding region runs from base 166 to 1272 and encodes 368 amino acids. The record is from RefSeq and is a predicted model, not a curated record. NCBI's taxonomy places the organism in Eukaryota, Viridiplantae, Streptophyta, Lycopodiopsida, Selaginellales, Selaginellaceae. The transcript has a single exon.